GCAACUACAAAAAUCAGGAAGUCCCUUAACUUACCUGCAUGCUAUGUUACAGUGUAUUAAGAAAGUGGUUCAUUUGAAAUUUCCCCAGUGAGGUAUCAAUCUGAUACCUGUUUAAAAUAAUGCAGCAAACUUAAAAUUAUAUUAAUGUGAAUUUGUUAUUUUAGUGCAGUAAUUGCAUACAUACAGUGCUGUGAUUAAGUGUUGCUCCCUACAGAUUUGAUAUAAGAAAAGAUAACCGAAGGAAACAAAAAAUUCUGUUUUUAAGUGAUGAUUUAACUUACUGAAGGUGCUAUUCACACACCCCUUGUCUUAUUUGAAAAAGUAAUAGCUACCAAUCUACCAAAUGACCAAAAUUAUUGGGCAGUUGGAUUCAAUUUCACCAGCCACAUCCACAUAUGGUUGUUAGGCUUACUGAAUCUUCUUUUUUCCUUUCAGCUUUUCCCUUCAUGGCUCACCACAGUGAAUUGUCUGCUUCCAUCCAAAACCCUGUCCUCUGGAUCCUCUUCUCUCACACCAACUAACGUCAUGUCCUCUUUCACUGCACCCAUAAACCUCCUCUUUGGUCUUCCUCUAGUUCAAAACUCAGCAUCCUUCUACUGAUAUAUUCACUAACCCUCCUCUGAGCAUGUCGAAACCAUCUCAGUCUGGCCUCUGGCUUUAUCUCUAAAAUAUCUAACAUGCGCUGUCCCUCUGAUGUAGUCAUUUCUGAUCUUUUCUGUCUUGGUCACUCCCAAAGACAGCCUAAACAUUUUAGUCUCUGCUACCUCCAGCUCUGCCUUCUGUCUUUUCCUCAAUGCCACUGUCUCUAAACCAGACAUCACUGGUCUCACUACCGUUUUCUACACCUUUCCUUUCAUUCUUGCUGACACUCUUUCAUCACACAUCAUACCUGACACUUUUCUCCACCCAUUCAGACCUGCUUGGACACACUUCUUCACCUCUUUUCCAUACUCUCUAUUCAGUCCCUCCAGGAUUUCGCGGGCGUUUUUCGUGAUUGUUGCGGUUGAAAAUGCCUAAAUUUGCAGAACUUUUCUAAAAAAUUGUGAUAAAAGUUGAGAUGUUUUAAGCUUAUUUAUUGUGAUGAAAUUGCGGGAGACACUGACAAUUGCUAAAAAGCUGCAUUUUUUUCCAGCUUAUAGAACAUGUUUCAACACUGUAAUUGACAAUAUUUAUUCUGAAAUUAAUUAUUUAAAGUUCCAACCCAUUUCCACAAAAGCUGGCACACCAUGGUGUGACAUUAGCAGCAGCCAGAUACUGGUUAAAUAUGACGUGACCUAAAUAUGUAGCGGGCGACGGGAAUUGAUGGGACUCAGAAACACCCCCACAAUUUAAUCAGUUCUUCCUUGUAUCAUUUCCGAUACAUCCACAGUGGUAGAUUUGUUGUAGAAUCACAAUCAUGUGAUCGUCAUCAAACCGCUGAGGUAGCGUUCACUUGUUGCCAUGGUUACCGUGCCGCUAUCAGAUAUAGUGUCACUAUGAAUCCUUAACAAAUCCGUGAAUCCAAACUUUAAGCCAUAUCACUGCCGAAGUCUAAUCGUUUGGUCCUUGUGUCAUUCUGACCGACCCUGAAAAUUUCAUUCAAAUCCCUGAGUCCAUUUUUGAGUGAUGUUGGUAACAGAGGAAGGAUUCACACAUGCUGAUAGUCACAUAACUCUGCCGUGUUCUUUGGUGGAGUAAUUUAUCUAAAUUACCUCAUUAUUUCAGUGCUCUAACGGAUCUGGAUGCAACAGUUUCCAUCAUGGUGAUUUGUCUGGUCUGUUGUCCGCUCAAUUUCAGCCGUUCUAAUAUGUUUCGUGUGUAAAAAAAAAUGUGUGUAUCAAUCGAUGACUUUUUUCCUUUUUUUUGGUAUUCCACCACAAUAUUGCAUGGUUGUAAAACAGUUUAGCUCUGCUUUGGUGAAGAACAUCAGUGAAUUAAUUGUUUAUCACGGUCUUCAGCAGUAUUUUUUUGUUGGUAAAUGAGAGACACUAGUGUCGCACAUGUCUGCAUCUUUAAACCAUAAACAAGGAAGUGAAUUCGGUGACUUACAUGCAUUACGUUUGCACUGGGAGCUGCUAUGAUUGGCGGAACUCACAAUUGCAGGAAAGUUGCGGUGAUUGGACAAAAUUGCAAGACUGCGCAAAAUUCGCGGAGAUUGGUUGAUUUUGCAUGAAUUCGCGCGAUCGCAACAUCGCGAAUUCCUGGAGGGACUGUCUAUUGCUCUGGACUGUUGACCCUAAGUACCUAAAAUCCUCCACCUUCUUUAUCACUACACCCUGUAACAUAACCCUUCCACUUGGGUCCCUCUCAUUCAAACGUGUAUUCUGUCUUGCUGCAGGUAACCUUCAUUCCUCUCCUUUCCAGGGCAUACCUCCACUUCUCUAGAUUUUCCUCGACCUGCUCUCUGCUCUCACUACAAAUCACAAUGCCAUCUGCAAACACCAUAGCCCACAGAGCUUCCUGCCAAACUUCAUCUGUCAGCCUGUCCAUCACCAUAGCAAACAAGAAGGUCCUCACAGUUGAACCUUGAUGCAGUCCCGUCCCACCUGCACCUUGAACUCUUCUGUCACACCUACAGCACACCUCACCACUGUCUUACAGCCCUCAUAUAUGUCCUGUACCACUCUAACAUGCUUCUCUGCCACACCAGACUUCCUUGUGCAAUACGACAGUUCUUCUCUUGGCACCCUGUCAUAUGCUUUCUCUAGAUCUGCAAAGACACGAUGCAGCUCCCUCUGACUUUCUCUGUACUUCUCUAUCAACAUCUUCAAAGCAAGUACUGCAUCUGUAGUACUCUUUCUUGGCAUGAAACCAUACAGAUGCUCACAAAUCCUCAAUUCUGUCUUUAAUCUAUCUUCCACUACUCUUUCCCAUAACUUCAUUGUAUGGCUCAUCAACUUUAUUCCUCUAGAGUUGCCACAACUCUACACAUCUCCCUUGUUCUUCAAAAUCAGAACCAGUACACUUCUCCUCCAUUCCUCAGAUGAGGAGGACCUCUACAUUCAGCAAGCUGUUGUGUUCAUAGAGGAUGCCAUACAGUACCGUUCCAUCUACCACCGAGUAGAUGCCCGCUCACUCCGCCUAUAUCGAUGGUACUACUCCAGGAUAUGCCAAUGGGGCCUGGGCCUGACCAUUGCAGUGGUCUUGUUGCUGGCAUUUGUGGAGCGUCCAUCCUCCCUAUCUGUUUCCUCAGACCCCCGGAUUCGCUCUCCAUCUAUUGAGCCUCCUUGCGGCUUUACAGAGAGCAUUGAGAUGGUCUGCCUCAUUAUCUUCUGCCUUGAUCUUGCUGUCAAGAGCUAUUUGAUUGGCUGGGAGGAAUUAAGGAAGAACAAAUGGCUGAUUGGUUACACUGUAGUCAUUUCAGUCUCUAUCAUCGACUGGGUGUUGUCUGUCAGCAUGGACUGUGAUGAGAGACUUAGAGUGCGGAGGCUCCUCCGACCAUUUUUCCUUCUACAGAACUCUUCUCUGAUGAAAAAGACACUAAAGUGCAUCAAGAGGACUCUACCAGAGAUUGCCAGUGUAAUCCUGCUGCUGGCACUUCACCUCUGCCUCUUUACCAUGAUUGGCAUGCUGCUGUUUGCUAAGACUGAGGAUCCAAAGAAAAAUGGAGAGUGGGAGUUACAUUUUCGAACCAUGCCUGAUUCUCUCAUGUCUCUGCUGGUGCUGCUCACCACUGCCAACAACCCAGACGUGAUGAUUCCUGCCUACUCCCUAAACAGAGGCUACUCCAUUUUCUUUAUCACCUUCAGUGUCAUCGGAACCUACUGCCUGAUGAACUUACUGACAGCCAUCAUCUACAACCAGUUCAGGGGAUAUUUACUGAUGUCGGUUCAAACAUCCAUCAACAGGAGACGACUGGGCAUCCGAGCAGCUUUCCAAGUCCUCAGUUGUCAGGGAGCCCAACAGGCUGCUGAGGAGCGUGUGCAUGUUGAUGCUGUGCUGAAAGUGAUGUCCAGAGUCAAGAUGAAAAGCUACUAUCGAGCGGCCAUCACUACGGUAGCACGGCAGUACACAGAAGUCAGCUACAUGGAUCGAGAGCAGUUCAGGGAAAUUUUUGACGAACUGGAUAAAGAUUGCAUCAAGGAGCACCCUCCUUUGCCUCAGUACAGGUCUCAUGCCCUGCAGAGACUCCAGGUGAUCUUCAGUCACUACUAUCUCACUGUACUUGGCAACGCAGUGGCCCUGGCCAAUGUUGUGUGCAUUUGUACUGUCUUGGUGUUGAAUUCCGAAAAGUCCACAGCAGAAAGAGACAACUACGUCUUGGAGAUCAUCAACCUGUGCUUCAUCCUCUACUACUUGUUUGAAAUGUGCGUGAAGAUCUUUGCCUUCGGCUGGCUAGGAUACCUGUCUUACAGAAACAACAUCUUUGAUGGCUUCCUCACCAUCCUGUUACUGGCUCUACAGAUCACUAUAUUCAUCACCUACAGGCUUCCUAAUUCACAGUGGGACCCCUCCUCUCAUAGUGUGAUAUCUCUGUGGGAGAUGAUUCGUUUGGUCAACAUGCUGAUUGUGUUCCGUUUCCUGCGCAUCAUCCCAGAUAUCAAGCUCAUGGCUUUGGUUGCAAGUACACUGUUGGAUCUGGUGAAAAACCUUAGAGCAUUUGCAGGGAUACUCGUGGUGGUGUACUAUGUGUUUGCUGUGUUUGGGAUCUGGCUUUUCGAAGGUGCCAUUAAACCUCCUGCAGGGAUGAGUGUGCUCUCCAAUACCUCCAUGGAAAACAUCACCACUAACUUUAGCAUGGAAUGUGGCACCUAUGAACAGCUGGGCUACUGGCCAAAUAACUUUGACGACUUCGCUGCAGCCAUUAUUUUGCUCUAUGAUGUCAUGAUAGUCAACAACUGGCAGGCCUUCGUGGAUGCAUACAGCAGAUACACCACAGAGUGGUCCAAGAUCUACUUUGUGUGUUGGUGGCUCACCUCCUCUGUCAUGUGGGUCAACCUGUUUGUGGCGCUCAUCUUGGAGAACUUCAUCUACAAGUGGGACCGCAGUCACAGCUGUUCUGUUACAGAUGUGGAAAGGAUCAGAUAUGAAACCUCAGUUCAGCUCAUGUUCAGGGAGCAGGUUCAAGAGCCAACAGAAGAGGAAUUAGUUUGUCAGCUACACCAGCACCCCCACUUACACCUACAGUGGUGACACAGAGCACCAGCACCUACCUGCCACACAGAGUUAAGGCACUGUUACUAAAGUGGAGCACAGAAACAUGGAGGGAUCAGUGUUCUAGCGUUCUACUGCUAUGUUAUUUUAGGCGUGUUUUAUCGAAAUUCCUUUAACUGAAAAAAAAGUAGGACAUUUUGUUUUAUUAUUUGUAAAGUUUAGUAAGAAUUUGUAAUAACUGCUGCUGUAAGAGGACAGUAAUUGGCAUGAUAGUCUUCAGAUUUUUUUUUUUUUUUUACAAAGAUUUAGAUUGCUUUUCAGUGGAUGUACUUUCUCCACCACAAACUAAUUGUGAACUUCAGGACCAUCGCCAGCUUUUUAGAAAAACAUGCUGACUUGAGCAUCAUUUUUAGCUGAGUGUGUAAAUAUUGGUAUCACGGAACAGGACAGUGCUGUGGCCGGGCUCCAUUCACAGUAUUAUUAACCUUAACCCUGACCAGCCUGUUGCUCUGCACAGGAUCCUUGGGGCAGCGGGCAGUCUGUGAGAACUACCUAAUUAACAAACAAUUUCCAUGGUUUCGGCCACUUUUUAGAAUCUGUCCUGAUCUCUUCUGACAACCUGGCAGCCACCCCCAGGUUCACAAAAAUCAGCUCAAAUCAGCACAUAUGUGGUAUAUGUGAGGUUUUGUAGCAGCACACUUCCAUGAGGCAGGAAUGUCACCAACAAAACAUAGCUUGAGGAAAUAAUGGUUAAGUUUGUCACCAAGUUUUACAAGGAAGCAAGGAAUGCCAUUUUAUUGGUAUCCUACACUAAAUUCCUCUUAAUUCUGCACCUACCCACCAGCAGUAACAAAUAUUGAAUACAAAGUACUAUCCAGACUAAACCAGUGAACACCAUUAUUUUAAGUGUAUCAAACUACUGCUUGUCUCUCUCCUUGAAGCUAUAACUUGUUCUACUAUACAUUAUGAUAAGCAGCCCCCAGCACAAGACUCCUUCAUAGGAUUCAAACCACAGUAGAAGCAGUCACUGGAAACACCCUUUUGUCUGAAAGUGAAGGAUUUCCAAAGUGUUUUUGCAGUGAAUGGCUGUUUGACUGAUGAUAGAAUGAUCAUGUCUGCUUCAUUAAAUCCACCUGCCAAUGUCACAGAUGCCAAAGAUAAAUGUGGAUGUUAUGUAACAGUUCCAGGAAAUGUCAAUAAUAUUAAGUUUACGCAAUGAUAAGAUUUGCAGUCAGGUCCAUAAAUAUUUGGACAUUGAUACAAUUUUCAGCUCUGUAUACCGCUACAAUGGGUUUGAAAGGAAAAAAUCAAGAUGUGCUUUAAGUGCAGACAUUUAAUUUUAAUUUGAAGAUAUUUACAUCCAAAUCAGAUACAGGAAUUACUUUUUAGCGGAACAAAAAUAAUUGGACAAACUAUCAUAAUCAUGAAUCAUAUUGUCACUUUAAAUAUUUGGUUGCAAAUCCUUUACAGUCGAUGACGGUCUAAAAUCUGGAACCCAUAGACAUCACCAGGUGCUGGUUUGGUCCCUGGUGAUGCUUUGCCACUCCUCUACUGCUGCUGUCUUCAGUUCCUGUUUUUGAGGCAUUUUCCUUUCAAUUUUGUCUUCAGCAAGUGAAAUCCAUGCUCAAUUGGAUUCAGGUCAGGUGAUUGACAUGGCCACUCUAAAACAUUCCACUUCGUUGCCUUAAAAUACUCUUUGCUUCACAGUACACUUUGGGUCAUUGUCCAUCUGCACCGUGAACCACCGACCAAUGAGUUCUGAAGCAAUUGGCUGAAUAUGAGCAGGUAAUAUUGCCUGAAACACUUCAGAAUUCAUCCUGCUCUGUUUGUUAGCAGUCAAAUCAUCAAUAAAUACAAGAGAACCUCUUCCAUUGGCAGCCAUGCAUGCCCACGCUAUUUCAAUAUUACCACCAUGCUUCACUGAUGAAAUGAUUUGCUUUGGAUGUUGAGCAUUUCCUUCCCUUCUCUGGACUCUUCAUAUUAUUUUCGUAUAUGUUGAUCUUUGUCUCAUCUGUCCAUAGGAUGUUGUUCCAGAACUUCACAGGGUCUUACUGUUUCUUGCCAAACUCUUAAUCUGGCCUUCCUGUUUUUAUGGCUCACCAAUGGUUUACACCUUGUGGUGAACCCUCUGUAUUCACUCUGGUGAAAUCUUUUCUUAAUUGAUGACUUUGACACAGAUAGACCUAGCUCUUGGAGAGUGUUCUUGAUCUGGCCAGCUGUUGUGAAGAGGUUUUUCUUGACCAUGGAAAGGAUUCUUCUGUCAUCCACCACACUUGUUUCUCACGGUCUUCCAGGUCUUCUGGCGUUGCUGAGCUCAUCAAUGCAUUCUUUCUUUUUAAGAAUGUACCAAACAGUUGAUUUGGCCACACCUAAUGUUUAUCUCUCUGAUGGGUGGAUUUAGAUUUUUCACCCUAAUGAUGGCUUUCUUCACUGACAUUGACAGCUCUUUGAACUUCAUAUUGGGUGUUGACCUCACCAGAUUCAAAACACAAAUGCCACACCUGAAAUGAACUCUAGACCUUUUAUCUUGUCCUUGUAAAUGAAAUAAUGAGGGAAUAACACACACCUGGCCAUAGGACAUCUGAACAGCCAAUUGUCCAGUCAUAUUUGGUCCCGUAAAAAAGAUGGUGGGCACUUUCACCUGAUUAGGAUGUAAAUACCUUCAAAUUAAAGCUGAAAUUCUGCAGUUAAAGCACAUCUUGACUGUUUCAUUUCAAAUCCAUUGGCUGUGCACACCACCAAAUGCUGAAAAUUGUGUCAAUGUCCAAAUAUUUAUAGACCUGACUACAUUUUCCUGGAUCAACACCAAAGAUCAGUCCCUGGUUUGUCAUUGGCCUAUGAUCUGAUUAUAGAUUGUUGACACAACCUGCUUAUUGUCCGUGACUCUGAUAGACACAUGAAACCAAGAACAAAAGUUCCUUGGUCGAUGUAAAUAUGGCGUUCGAUUAAAAUAUUAACUUUAUGUCUGAGAACUGUUACUGUUGAAUGUGUGACUACUUCAUAUUCACACCUGAAAUACCAAUAUGUAAAGCUUCAAGGUCAUGAAUGAGGUGAUGGGAAUCCACGAGUGGGUCUUUAGAUGAAUAUAUUCUGAGAGUAAUAGUGCUGCUGGUGAAGCUUGAGGCUGCAUGCUGGAUUACCAUCCAUUCAUUAUAUGAACUCAUGGUAAGUCUUUGUACAGUGAUAUCUGCUUUGAAAACUACGCAUUCAGACAUAUCAAAAGGUGAAAAGGGAAAAGCUCACUCCAUGUGACUGAGUCCUUCUGUUACUUGAAUGAGCAGACACAGUGUGCCUUGACAUUUAUAAAAACAUAGUUUGAUGCGUUUUAUUUGUGAAAAAGAUUUGUUAGAAAUACGGCUGUUUGUUUAAAUAAGUAUUUAGAACUGAUUUUAAAUAAAUAUUCUGCAUGAAUGUAAAGAUUUAUUUUUGUGAUUUUAUGGAUUUCUAUCUCCAGUUAAGAGUAUCACCAUCAUUUUUGCUUUAAAAUAGGCAACUAGCUGUGCAUGCAAUCCCCAGUGUUGCUUCGUUACCAAUUACUUGGUCUGGGGAAUUCUCACUUCAUAGUUAGUGCUGCUAAUCAAUAAUCUGCAUUUCUGCUGUCUUAAAUCUUUGUAGUAGCUGUUGUUGUUGAUGUCUGAAAAAUGACUUGUUGACAGAAUUUCUUCAGAAAUUUUGGCAACACUGUUCUCCGUGCUGAGUAAAAUUAAGUCAGUCAUCAGAAACAAAGGUGACCAUAUGAAUUGUUAAAAAAAAUAAAGAUUUCAAUUUCAGUAACAAAA
Messenger RNA from Acanthochromis polyacanthus (spiny chromis), 8852 nucleotides. It is a transcript of the gene tpcn2, whose product is annotated as two pore segment channel 2. Bases 2785 to 5112 code for a protein of 775 amino acids. NCBI's taxonomy places the organism in Eukaryota, Metazoa, Chordata, Actinopteri, Pomacentridae. The record is from RefSeq and is a predicted model, not a curated record. The transcript is spliced from 25 exons. Gene Ontology annotation, molecular function: monoatomic ion channel activity; voltage-gated channel activity. Gene Ontology annotation, cellular component: lysosomal membrane. Gene Ontology annotation, biological process: monoatomic ion transport; transmembrane transport.